GUAGUCUCGCGAGAGUUGACCCCUUUCCCCUCAGCGGCGGCCCGACGGGAUCUUUCGAGAAGUCCCCCCGCCCCGAGGAGGCAGCGCCCGCCGCCGCCGCGCAUUUAAACGGGCCUGAGCCGCCGCUCCUCCGCCGCCUCAGCCACCUUCCCCCGCCUCAGCCAUGUCGGUGGUGGGCAUCGAUUUGGGUUUCCAGAGCUGUUAUGUGGCCGUGGCCCGCGCCGGCGGUAUCGAGACCAUCGCCAAUGAGUACAGCGACCGCAGCACGCCGUCAUGUAUAGCCUUUGGACCCAAGAAUCGCUCGAUUGGUGCUGCAGCUAAAAGCCAGGUUAUUUCAAAUGCAAAGAAUACAGUACAAAGUUUUAAAAGAUUUCAUGGUCGUGCAUUCUCAGAUCCCUUUGUUCAAGCUGAAAAAGCAAGCCUUGCGUAUGAACUUGUCCAGCUGCCAACAGGCUCAACUGGCAUCAAGGCCAUGUAUAUGGAAGAAGAAAGAAACUUUACUAUUGAACAGGUGACAGGAAUGCUUCUUACCAAAUUAAAAGAGACUGCUGAGAAUGCGCUUAAGAAGCCUGUAGUUGACUGUGUUGUUUCUGUUCCUUCUUUUUACACAGAUGCAGAAAGGAGAUCUGUGAUGGAUGCUACACAGAUUGCUGGUCUCAACUGUCUGAGACUAAUAAAUGAAACAACCGCAGUUGCCCUUGCAUAUGGAAUCUAUAAGCAAGACCUGCCUGCCUUGGAAGAGAAGCCACGGAAUGUUGUUUUUGUGGAUAUGGGGCAUUCUGCAUAUCAAGUUUCUGUUUGUGCAUUCAACAAAGGAAAACUGAAAGUUCUUGCUACAUCAUUUGAUACAACACUUGGAGGCAGAAAGUUUGAUGAGAUGUUAGUUGAAUACUUUUGUGAAGAAUUCGGAAAGAAAUACAAACUAGACAUAAAGUCAAAGAUUCGUGCGUUGUUGAGGCUGUACCAGGAAUGUGAAAAACUGAAAAAAUUGAUGAGUGCUAAUGCCUCUGAUCUCCCGAUGAACAUAGAAUGCUUCAUGAAUGACAUAGAUGUCUCUGGAACAAUGAACAGAAGCAAAUUUUUAGAGAUGUGUGAUGGACUCCUUGCAAGAGUAGAACCACCCCUUCGCAGUGUGCUGGAGCAAGCCAAGUUAAAGAAGGAGGAUAUUUAUGCAGUAGAGAUAGUUGGUGGUACCACAAGAAUCCCUGCCGUAAAAGAGAAGAUCAGUAAAUUUUUUGGCAAAGAAGUCAGUACAACUUUGAAUGCAGAUGAGGCUGUGGCACGAGGUUGUGCUCUGCAGUGUGCUAUUUUAUCUCCGGCUUUCAAAGUGAGAGAAUUUUCUAUCACAGAUUUGAUACCAUAUCCUGUUUCUUUACGAUGGAAUUCACCAGCAGAGGAAGGGCUAAGUGACUGUGAGGUCUUCCCCAAGAACCAUCCUGCUCCAUUUUCCAAGGUCCUCACAUUCUACAGAAAGGAGCCUUUUACUCUUGAGGCAUACUACAGCUCUCCCAAGGAGUUGCCUUACCCAGAUCCUGCUAUAGCUCACUUCUUGGUUCAGAAGGUCACGCCUCAAACAGAUGGAUCCAGUUCAAAAGUGAAGGUCAAAGUUAGAGUAAAUAUCCAUGGUAUCUUCAGUGUGUCAAGUGCAUCUUUAGUGGAGGUUCAUAAGUCAGAUGAGAAUGAAGAGCCUAUGGAAACAGAUCAGCAUGUGAAAGAGGAAGAGAAAAUGCAAGUAGACCAGGAAGAGCAACAAAAGACUGAAGAACACCAGCAGGCUCAACCUGAAAAUAAGGCAGAGUCUGAAGAAAUGGAGACUUCUCAGGCUGACUCAAAAGACAAGAAAGUGGAUCAGCCACCUCAAGCCAAGAAGGCUAAAGUAAAGACUACUACAGUGGACCUUCCCAUUGAGAAUCAGUUGGUGUGGCAGAUAGGGAAGGACAUGCUGAACUUAUUCAUUGAGAACGAGGGUAAAAUGAUAAUGCAGGAUAAGCUAGAGAAAGAGAGGAACGAUGCCAAGAAUGCAGUGGAAGAAUAUGUGUAUGAUAUGAGAGACAAACUCUGCAGUAUUUAUGAGAAGUUUGUUAGUGAAGACGAUCGAAAUAGCUUCACGCUGAAGCUGGAAGAUACAGAAAACUGGCUUUAUGAAGACGGUGAAGACCAACCCAAACAAAUUUACAUUGAUAAAUUGACAGAAUUGAAGGCUCUGGGUCAGCCUAUCCAGGCAAGGUUUCAAGAAUCGGAGGAAAGACCAAAAGCAUUUGAGGACUUAGGGAAGCAGAUUCAACAGUACAUGAAAACUGUUCAUGCAUUCAAAGCAAAGGAUGAACAGUAUGACCAUCUAGAUGAAGCUGAUGUAGCAAAAGUGGAGAAGAGUGCGAAUGAAGCUAUGGAGUGGAUGAACAAUAAACUUAAUCUUCAAAACAAGAGAAGUCUUACUUUGGAUCCAGUUAUAAAAGCUAAAGAGAUACAAGCUAAAACUAAAGAAUUGACAAGUAUUUGUAAUCCUAUAGUCACAAAACCAAAACCCAAAGUUGAACUCCCAAAGGAGGAGCAGAAACCAGCUGAACCUAAUGGACCAGUAGAAGGUGGGGGAGAAGCCACCACUGGGUCCCAGGCUGCUGAGCAGAGUGGGGCUGGUGCUGCCCCCACUGCCACUGAGAAGAAGCUUCCUGAAAUGGACAUUGACUGAAUUUCAGCACUUGUUUAUAUUAUUGCGAAUUACAAUAAAGCUUUAAGUUGUCAACUUUGUAUGUUCUGGAUACAACUGAAGCAAGUCAAUACCACAGCACUCUUUAACUCUUGGAGAGGUUUGGUCAGUGCAUCGAGUCAGAACACUUAGGUAGCUAACUAUUCAAAUAAACAGUAUUUCUUGCCAUUAGGAUUGUAUUUAGAAGUUCUGGUAUUCUUUCUAGACCUACAGAAACAGCCCUAAGCUGGUUCUCCAUUUUUAAUGUCCACCGUGAGUCAAUCUUGCUUUAAAGUAGCGAGACGGCAACAUCUGAAGUCAAACUUGGCAUGCUGUUUGCUUUCCCUUGUGGAUUAGAGCAACAGUGUCUGUAUAAAGUGCCCAUUAAGGCCAGGACUGCAGGAAUAUAACUGGGACAGGGGCUGCUUCUUCUAGACCCUGAAGCAUAGUCUUUCAGUUGCUCAUCUUAGUCCAGCUCUCCUACUAAUCUAGAUUUACUUUGGUUUGCACUUGAGCAGUUCACUGUUAACACAAGGUCAUUCAUUUAUCUGAUGGGUAGAGCAGCGGCUGUCCCCUCCCGUGGCUCAGGCUGUGCAUGAGAGCGUGCUCCUGGCCAAUGUCCCAUCUCAUUUGACCAUGUAAACUCUGUCUCUAGCUAAAUUAGCUGCUUGUAGAAAGAAUGAGUAUUUGUAUUUCGGCUGCCUAUGCUCAUAGUCGAUUCUGACUUGUUCCUAACUUUUUCUGAAGGGGGUAUGCUUGCUUCCACGAGGCCUUCAUUUGGAAUGCUUAGGGUUUUGUUUUGUGUUUUUUUUCCCGGGAAAAAAAAAUACAUGACUAAUUUGGCAUUUUUUUUUCUAUGAGCUUUAUACAAUGAUGUGCUUCUAGUACUGAUUGUCAUUAAACUUGCAAACAUUAAUUUGUAUGUGUUACAAUCCAAAGCUGAAACACCCGUUCGGAUAUUGCAAGACAAUAAAUGCACUGGAUUCUACUGGA
Molecule: messenger RNA, 3679 nt
Organism: Chroicocephalus ridibundus (black-headed gull)
Lineage: Eukaryota; Metazoa; Chordata; Aves; Charadriiformes; Laridae
Gene: HSPA4
Product: heat shock protein family A (Hsp70) member 4
Exons: 19
Coding region: 164-2689 (841 amino acids)
Biological process (GO): protein folding
Cellular component (GO): cytosol; nucleus
Molecular function (GO): ATP binding; ATP-dependent protein folding chaperone
Source: RefSeq, a predicted model, not a curated record